AUGACGAAGGAUAAUAGUAAUAAGCCAAAGGCUGCUCCCAGACCACCACCAUUUAAUAACAACAGCAAGCAAACUUUCCAGCAGAAACACAUUGAAUACAUUUGCAAGAAGGUGUCCGAUUUGAUGAAGAACUACAAACCUAUAUUGGACGAUACCAAACCACAUGACUGCAUCAAGAAUAUGACACCACCUUCAAGUGACAGGAUGACAGACAAAGCUCCACCUUCUGCUGCAACACCAACAAGAAAAGAGAUUACCCCAGAAUCACACGGUAAUUCUAGCGAUGCUCCAUCCAGACAAAGCAGCUCGGUGAGCUUAGUGCAUGGACAAGAGAUCAGGAUCGACUGGGAUGAUGCUCAGAGCACCCAAAGAGCUGAAGCACUGGAAUCAUUGCUAGAGAUCUGUGCAAGCCUGCUCAGACGUGAACGGUUUGAGGAACUAGAAGGUGUGCUGAAACCCUUUGGCGAAGAAGCUGUGUCAUCCAGAGAAACAGCAAUUUGGCUAACAAAAAGUCUCAUGAAAGUACAUAAGAAAAGAAAUGGGAAAACUUGA
This is a messenger RNA of Linum trigynum, 552 nucleotides long. Lineage: Eukaryota; Viridiplantae; Streptophyta; Magnoliopsida; Malpighiales; Linaceae. The record is from the annotation of a GenBank genome assembly.